AAAAUGAAAAUCCGACAUAGGGUAUAAGCUAAGUUGACCAAGUACCAACGCGCCCCCGGGUACAAACAAAAUAGUCUUCAGUUGUCAUUUACCGGUAGGUGGCCUGAAGACGGUUUUAGUCUUAACUCUUCUCUUCGUCUCCAAACUUUUCCAGCGCAAAUUCAAUGGCGAUCUCUUCCACAAUCCCCUAACACCUCCUUCCCAUGGACAAGCCCAAGUCCCGCACCGCCGUCGAGCCCUUGGCUCUCUUCGAUCUCCCAACCCACCACCUUUCCAUAUGCUCCCUCUCUCUUUCCCAAUCCACCCUCUACAUUGGUACCCAAAACGGCUCCCUCCUUUUACUCUCCCUGAACCCUAACCCUAACCCUAACCCUAACCCUAACCCAAGCCCAAGCCCAACCCCAAAUCCGCCUCCAAUCGAAUCCGUUUCCUCCUCUUCCCUUUCCCGAAACGUUUCCCUUCUCCGCACUGUUUCCCUUUCUGACUCUCCCGUGGAAUCAAUAUUCGUUCUUGCCGAGAUCGACGUGGUUUUAGUAUUAUCCGAUGGGUUCUUGUUUCUAACGGAUUCGCUUUUGAUUCAACCCGUUAAAAGAUUAGGUGGUUUAAAAGGAAUUAGCGUUAUUGCUCGGAGAUUCCGAGGGACCCAUUCCCAAAGCACCGAUUUAACGGGUAAUUCAUCCAAUUUAUCAACAGGGCAACGGAUUUUGGAUAAAUUCGGAGGGGUUAGGGCAAAUGGAGUCAAAACAAGAGAAUUAGAGCAGAAUCGAGAAGGUGAUUACGUUUUUGCCCUUGUUAUUGGUAGGAAAUUGAUGUUAAUAGACGUUGUUUUAAGCAGUAGUUUUAUAAAUGCUUCUUUUGUAAUGCUAAGAGAAAUGCAUUGUUUUGAUGGAGUGAAGUCUAUGGUAUGGCUUGAUGAUUCCAUAAUUGUCGGUUCGAUUAAUGGGUAUAGUUUGUUUUCAUGUGUUACGGGGCAAAGUGGUGUGAUUUUUUCAUUACCCGAUGUAUCUAGGCCACCAUUGUUGAAGCUUUUUUGGAGAGAGUGGAAGGUUUUGUUGUUAGUGGACAAUGUAGGGGUGAUUGUUGAUUCACUUGGGCAGCCUGUUGGUGGGAGCUUGGUGUUUCGUAAGGGUGGUCCAGAUUCGAUUGGUGACUUGUCGUCAUAUGCAGUAGUUGUGAGGGAUGGGAAGAUGGAGCUGUACCAUAAGAAAUCGGGUAAUUGCAUUCAAGUAGUUACUUUUGGUGUUGAAGGAGUUGGGCAAUGUAUUGUUGCGGAUGAGGAAAACAGUAGUGGGGAACUUGUUGCUGUUGCUACUCCCACAAAGGUCAUUUGCUACCGGAAAGUGCCUUCAGAAGAGCAACUAAAAGAUCUGUUGAGAAAAAAGAAUUUCAAGGAAGCUAUCUCCUUGGUGGAGGAGCUCGAGUGUGAAGGUGAAAUAUCUACGGAAAUGCUUUCCAUUUUUCAUGCUCAAGUGGGCUUCCUGUUACUUUUUGACUUGCACUUUGAGGAAGCAGUGGAUCACUUUUUGCAGUCAGAAACAAUGCAGCCUGCUGAAGUAUUUCCAUUUAUAAUGAGAGACCCAAAUCGCUGGUCACUCCUGGUACCUCGAAACCGGUAUUGGGGUUUGCAUCCCCCUCCUGUACCUCUCGAAGAUGUUGUGGAUAAUGGGUUGUUGGCUAUUCAAAGGGCUAUUUUCCUCAGAAAAGCAGGUGUAGAAACUGUGGUUGAUGAACGUUUUCUAUCAAAUCCACCAACCAGGGCUGAAUUGCUGGAGUCUGCAAUUAAGAACAUUAUCAGGUAUCUAGAGGUGUCUCAUCAGAAAGAUUUGACUUUGUCAGUGAAGGAGGGGGUUGAUACACUUUUAAUGUACCUAUAUAGAGCCCUAGAUUAUGUUGAUGAUAUGGAGAAGCUGGCAUCUUCCAAAAAUUGCUGUAUUGUGGAGGAGUUAGAAACUUUAUUAGAUGGCUCUGGGCAUUUGCGGACACUUGCCUUCCUAUAUGCUAGUCAAGGGAUGAACUCAAAGGCUCUUGCUAUUUGGCGCAUCUUGGCAAGAAAUUAUUCCUCCGGUCUCUGGCAAGACCCUGCUGUGGAAAAUGGUGUACAUGAUGGAAGUGCAAGUGUAACAACUGGUAGGGAGACUGCUGCAACUGAGGCAUCAAAGAUUCUUGAGGAUUCAUCUGAUCAGGAUUUAGUUCUGCAGCAUCUUGCAUGGAUUGCAGAAAUAAAUCCAAUACUUGCAUUUCGGGUUUUGACAUCAGAAAAAAGAACAGAUCAGCUUUCACCAGAUGAAGUGAUUGCAGCAAUUGAUCCAAAAAAGGUUGAGAUUCUCCAACGGUACCUUCAGUGGUUAAUUGAAGAUCAAGACUCUGAUGACACUCGGUUCCAUACAUUCUAUGCUCUUUCACUUGCCAAGUCAGCUAUUGAAACAUUUGAUUCAGAAAGCAGCUCCCAAAGCCCUGAUGCUGGAAGGGAAGAGCAAGUGAAAACCAUUGAUAUUCAAAGAAAUUCUAUCUUUCAAAGUCCUGUGCGGGAGCGAUUGCAGAUAUUUUUACAAUCUUCAGAUUUGUAUGAUCCAGAAGAGGUCCUUGAUUUGAUAGAAAGCUCAGAGUUAUGGUUGGAAAAGGCUAUUCUAUACAGAAGAUUGGGACAAGAGACAUUGGCGCUCCAAAUCUUGGCCCUGAAACUAGAGGAUAGCGACGCAGCAGAACAGUAUUGUGCUGAGAUUGGCCGACCAGAUGCCUAUAUGCAGUUACUUGAUAUGUAUUUGGAUCCACGAGAUGGUAAAGAGCCUAUGUUUAAGGCUGCUGUUCGCCUUCUCCAUAAUCAUGGAGAGUCACUGGACCCUUUGCAAGUAUUAGAGACUCUGUCCCCUGACAUGCCUCUUCAGCUUGCAUCUGAUACAAUAAUGAGAAUGUUGAGAGCUCGACUUCAUCAUCACCGUCAAGGACAAAUUGCUCAUUAUCUAUCCCGUGCUGUACACAUUGAUGCAAGGCUUGCUAGAUUGGAAGAGAGAUCAAGGCUUGUGCAGAUUAAUGAUGAGAGCCUUUGUGAUUCUUGUCAUGCCCGCCUUGGAACCAAGCUUUUUGCCAUGUAUCCAGAUGAUACAGUUGUCUGUUACAAGUGUUUCCGUCGACAAGGCGAGUCAACUUCCAUCACUGGCCGUGAUUUUAAGCAAGAUGUCUUAUUCAAACCUGGAUGGCUGGUUACCCGCUAAGCCACAGGAAGAUAAUGACUGGUCGAAAGUUUGGGACACAAUGUUGUAUUGAUGCCAUGCUACUCUUAUUUCCUUGCUUCAGUCAUGGAUAAACUUCAUUGGCUAGCAUUUUGACUGGAAAUUCUGUGUAUACUGAAGUAAAGCCGAAACAGUGGCACUCCAUGGCUUUUGCAUUGUUUGGCUUAACAAUCUCAUUUCUUUUUACUCUUCACGCUUUUUUUUGGCCCUCCUCCACAAUAAAAUCAUAACUUGAUGAUUAUAUAUUAAUAUAUACAGUAUAAAAAAAAAGUAUGAAGUAAACAUAUUAAGAUAUGUUGUAGGAGAAUUUGGACUAUAAAUAGAAUGGUGGGGAAAGGCGUUCAAAUAAUGUUUGGAACAAUGAUAUACUAUAUUCUUACAUAGAUAUGUUUCCCAAUUUUGUAAAUAGCAAUGUUUUCAUACUUCCCUAUAAUGAACAAAGCAAUUUAUUUGAUGUUUUUAUA
This is a messenger RNA of Durio zibethinus, 3694 nucleotides long. Its product is annotated as vacuolar sorting protein 3-like. NCBI's taxonomy places the organism in Eukaryota, Viridiplantae, Streptophyta, Magnoliopsida, Malvales, Malvaceae. Gene Ontology annotation, cellular component: membrane; cytoplasm. The record is from RefSeq and is a predicted model, not a curated record. Gene Ontology annotation, biological process: intracellular protein transport; autophagy; vesicle-mediated transport.